CGUCACCCAUGUAAUAUUUUUUCGGUUUUAAGGCAGCUUAUGUUCAAUGCUUCUCUUCCGUAUUUCUCUCGUUUGCGGAAUUCGGCUCACAUCUCAUGCGCUGGUAAGAAAGCGAUAGAUCCGAUCAUUGCUUUAUUUGGUGGACUGGACGUACUACUGAUGGCUCUAGGUUUAUUGAACCCAACCCUGCAAAGCAUCGCCGGAGUAAGAAACCCUAUUUUGUAAUCUGGUCGAUCGCCAGCAAUUCAUGGAAGGGCUGCCAUGGUGGAGGAUGAGACUCUCAUAUCGGAACGCAACUAUUGUCUUAUGCUUCCUUAAUGUCGUUGCGGCCGUCUUCCUGCUCCGGGGAUUCUUUAGCUUCGCCGACAAGAGAAUUGCCCGCGCUAACAAAAGUGAUAUCGCACGAACGAGAUACAUAAUGGAGUCUGAACAGAUACGCCGUUCGAUGGAGCCCAUGGAUUUAAUCAAAAGAAUCAAAGAAAUAGAAGAAGAAGCAUACACUGAACCCGGCGGGGAGACUAAACAAGUGCCUAAGCAAACUGCUGCAGUUGAUCUGUCAAAAAGGUUGAACGAUUUAAGGGCAAUGAAUGAUGCCAACAAAGCUCUGGAGGAAUGGAGGAAAAGGAAGAUGGAGCGAGCCAGACAACGCGAAAUUGAGAGAAAUACGACAUUGACAUCUCAAACCUGAGCAACAUCAUAUCAUGUAAUCAUGCAAUUCUAUUUAUAAGAUUUAGUUACAUACCACGCAGUUCUUA
Messenger RNA from Phalaenopsis equestris, 755 nucleotides. RefSeq lists its product as uncharacterized. The record is from RefSeq and is a predicted model, not a curated record. NCBI's taxonomy places the organism in Eukaryota, Viridiplantae, Streptophyta, Magnoliopsida, Asparagales, Orchidaceae. The transcript is spliced from 4 exons. Bases 248 to 688 code for a protein of 146 amino acids.